AACAACAACAAAAAAAAAACAAGCAACUUAAAUGAAAAAAAAAUGAGCCGUUUGCCACGUCGCAUUACAAUGGAGACAGAGAGGCUAAUUAAGGAUCCAGUGCCUGGGAUAGAUGCUGUGCCCGAUGAGAAGAAUGUACGAUAUUUCCAUGUGAUUAUGGCUGGACCCGUGGAUUCACCCUUUGAGGGAGGUCUUUUCGAAUUGGAACUGUUUCUUCCCGAGGAUUAUCCAAUGUCGCCGCCAAAAGUACGUUUCGUAACGAAAAUAUUCCAUCCAAAUAUUGAUCGUUUGGGACGCAUUUGUCUGGAUGUGCUCAAGGAUAAAUGGAGUCCAGCCUUGCAGAUACGCACCGUGCUUUUGUCGAUCCAGGCCUUGUUAAGUCUCCCCAAUCCGGAUGAUCCCCUGGCCAAUGAUGUGGCCCAAAUGUGGAAACAAAACAAAGAGGAGGCCAUACGAAAUGCCCGUGAAUGGACCAAAAAAUAUGCUAUGAAGGAUUAAAAUUUGAAAGCAAAAUCUGACUUACUAGUUAAUAAAAUCCAAAAACGACUUAUACCACAAUUCAA
Messenger RNA from Drosophila willistoni, 563 nucleotides. RefSeq names its product ubiquitin-conjugating enzyme E2 N. The record is from RefSeq and is a predicted model, not a curated record. The transcript has a single exon. Bases 43 to 498 code for a protein of 151 amino acids. Lineage: Eukaryota; Metazoa; Arthropoda; Insecta; Diptera; Drosophilidae.